Messenger RNA from Cuscuta epithymum, 2109 nucleotides. Lineage: Eukaryota; Viridiplantae; Streptophyta; Magnoliopsida; Solanales; Convolvulaceae. The record is from the annotation of a GenBank genome assembly.
AAUCUUUGAAGGGCAGUGUAGUCAUUGACAAAAACCAAACCUAUGGUUAAUGCGAUGAAGAAGGCUAUGCCAGGGGCAUGACUGUCAUAAAACAACACAAAAGAUUAGUUGAAAACUCUGCCCUCCAUAUAUAAGCAGCAAUUCUUUUUCCAUCAUCAAGGCGCUCGCGGCAAUCUUUUGUGUGGAAGAAGUCGAAAGGGGGUGUCUUUUCUUCUUCUUUGUUUCUCUUCUCUGUUUAUUGGAUCUCUCUUCUCAUUUUUAUCGAGGAAUACCAUAUCUCCAUAAAGCUUCAAACUUCAAUAUUGUAAGACUGUAUGAUAUAAUGGAGUCCAAAGGUGGAAAGAAGUCUAGUAGUAGUAGUAGUAAGACAGUGUUCUAUGAAGCCCCUCUUGGUUAUAGCAUUGAAGACGUUCGACCAAACGGUGGAAUCAAGAAGUUCAGAUCAGCUGCUUAUUCCAACUGCGCCCGGAAACCAUCCUGAUAUUUCUUCACUAGUGUUCUGAUCACGUCUUGAGGCGUGCUGCUACUAAAACUAUUAACUGUUCUAUUACCUAUUAUAUUUUCUCUGUCCCUUUUAAGUAAAACUAAAACCCACAUUUCCAUUCUCCUUUCUCUUUCUGUCGCCUUCUCUUACCCCCUUUUUAGCAAAUCUGUCUUUAUUGAACCUCUUUCUGGCUUAAAAAGAUCCAUUUUUAGAAAUGGCCAUGUCUGUCUCUGCAAUUGGUUUUGAAGGAUAUGAGAAGAGGCUUGAGAUUUCAUUUUUCACGCAUCCUGAAGGAAAAGGCCUUAGAUCCCUUUCCAAAUCCCAGCUAGACGAGUUCCUUGGACCCGCUGAGUGCACAAUAGUUUCUUCACUGUCAAACGAGUUUGUAGACUCUUACGUCCUGUCGGAGUCGAGCCUUUUCAUUUAUCCCGACAAGAUAAUCAUCAAAACCUGUGGGACCACCAAAUUGCUCCUAGCGAUCCCGCCUAUCCUGAAGUUGGCGGGGUCACUCUCUCUUGAAGUACAAUAUGUGAGGUACUCCCGUGGCAGCUUCAUCUUCCCGGAAGCUCAGUCAUACCCUCACCGUUUCUUCUCAGAAGAAGUUGCCAUUCUGGAAGGCUUUUUCGGAAACCUCAGCUCGGGAAGUAAGGCUUACAUCAUGGGAGGCUCCAACAAGCCACAGAAGUGGCACGUUUACCAUGCUUCGGCUUCUUCUUCUCCCACUUCCAAGUCCAAGAGCAGCCACCCUGUUUACACCCUGGAAAUGUGCAUGACCGGUUUGGACAGAAAAAAGGCUUCUGUGUUUUAUAAACACGAUGCCAGCUCAGCAGCGAGGAUGACCGUUGAAUCUGGAAUCCGGAAGAUCCUACCUCAGUCCAAUAUAUGUGACUUUGAGUUUGACCCUUGUGGAUACUCCAUGAAUUCUAUUGAAGGAACUGCCCACUCCACAAUCCACGUCACUCCGGAAGAUGGAUUUAGCUAUGCUAGCUUUGAAGCUUCGGGAUAUGACCUCAAAGCUAUGAAUCUCACAGCUUUGGUUAAAAGGGUUUUGGCAUGUUUCAUGCCCAGAGAGUUUUCUAUAGCCAUUUAUGCUGAUGCUCUUCCCGGCAAGGUGCUCGAAACAGUUUGUUCGGUGGACUUGAAUGGUUACUUUCUUGGUGAGAGAUGCAAUGGAGAGUUCGGAAGUGGUAGUUCCAUUGUCUACCAGAAGUUUGUUAGGGAUUAUGCUUACCGUUCAUCCAGGCCUGUGUUGAAAGGAUGCUCCUUGUAAACGAAGUAAGCUGAAGAAGAAGAAGAGGUGGAGUUAUACCUUGGUUGUUUUUCGUGGUACUCUUUUAUGUUGUCUUUGUUUAUAAUAUUAUUUUCUACUUGAACAGAGUCUUGUUUAUCGUUUGUUUACACUCUGGCUUCUAUAUUUGUUUUGUUUGUUCAAACCCAUGGGCCUAGCCUGUCAAUGGAUCAUGGGCUUGUAUACCUGUUCUGGGCUUGUUGUUGUGACUGAGCAAAUCAAAAGUUUCCCGUGAUGUUGACUGUUACUUUGAUUUGAUGAGCUGAUGUGUAAUUAUUUAUACAUUUACCUCAGUGGACAACGUUUAAAAAAAUGAGUAUUGAUAUUAAAUUAUAAA